Molecule: messenger RNA, 1772 nt
Organism: Phragmites australis (common reed)
Lineage: Eukaryota; Viridiplantae; Streptophyta; Magnoliopsida; Poales; Poaceae
Product: hydroxycinnamoyltransferase 4-like
Exons: 2
Coding region: 239-1552 (437 amino acids)
Molecular function (GO): acyltransferase activity, transferring groups other than amino-acyl groups
Source: RefSeq, a predicted model, not a curated record
AAACACAGCCCAAAUGAGUGCUCUCAUCCAUUUUGUCAGAAUGAUCCAACGGAUCCACGGUAAAGACGAAUACGCAGCCCUCCUGAGAAGAUUUUUCCCAACCAAACCCACAUUGCAACUCCUAUAAAUCCCGCCCCGCAACAUGGAGUCGUUGCGCCUCACUCUUCCUCAAGUCCAAGACUAGGUAGAGCAGAAAGCUAGAAAUCAACAGCACUCGCGCGCCACAGAAAUUCAUUCCAUGGCCGUUGAGGUCGUCAAGUCGGAGCUGGUCGCGCCGAGCGAGCCCACGCCGCGGCGCGCGCUCUGGCUGUCCAACCUCGACCUCGCCGCGCGGAACGGCUACACACCGACGGUCUACUUCUUCCGCCGCCCCGAAGUCGGCGGCGACCGGCCGCAGCCGGACUUCUUCUCGGCCGACGUCCUGCGUGCGGCGCUGGCCGGCGCGCUGGUCCCGUUCUACCCCUUCGCAGGUCGGCUCGGCGCGGGCCGCGACGGGCGCGCCGAGAUCGACUGCAACGCCGAGGGCGCGCUCUUCGUCGUUGCUCGGUCCUCGGCCGCGCUCGACGAAUUCGAGGGCUUCGCGCCGUCCACGGCGAUGUGCGACUUGUUCGUGCCGACGUACGACUCCGCCGGCCCCGGCGCGCCGCUGCUCAUGCUUCAGGUCACCUUUUUCCGGUGCGGCGGCGUGGCGCUCGGCACGGCCAUGCACCACUUCGUCAUCGACGGUCGCAGCGCCUUCAACUUCAUCCGGACGUGGGCCAGCAUAGCCAGCGGCACGGCCGGCGCUGCCGUGCCACCGUCCCUCGAGCGCACGCCGCUCCGCGCGCGCCCUCUGCCGAGCGUCCUCUUCGACCACACCCACGAGUACGGCAGCCACGCUUCCGGACCCACUGCCGCGGCGGCCGGCGGCAAGGCGGAGUAUGCCAACGCCAUCCUCCGCGUGACGGGCGCGCAGGCCGCCGCGCUCCGCGCGCGCGCGGGCGCGGCUCCGCGGGUGUCCACCUUCCGCGCGCUGGUGGCCCACGUCUGGCGCUGCGCGUGCGCGGCGCGCGCGCUGGCUCCCGACGCCGAGUCCCGGCUCUACACGAUGGUCGACAUGCGCGCCCGCCUCUCCCCGCCACUGCCCGAGGCCUACUUCGGCAACGCGGUGGUGCGCACCUCGGUAUCCGCCAGGGUCGGCGACCUCCUGGGCGGCCCGCUCGGGUUCGCGGCCCGGCGGCUCCGCGCGGCAACGGGGCACGGCGACGAGUACGCGCGGUCGCUGGUGGACUACCUGGAGGCGGCGGACAUGGGUGCGCUGCCGCGGGGCAGGCUCCCCAGCACGGACCUGCGAGUCAUCAGCUGGCUGGGGAUGCCUUCGCACGAUGCUGACUUCGGGUGGGGCGAGCCGGCGCUGCUGGCGCCGGCGCUCAUGUACUACACGGGGUUCGUGUACCUGCUGAGCUGCCCUGGCAAGGACGGCGGCGUCGCGGUGGCCGUGGCGCUGGAGCCCGAGCGCAUGGAGCGGUUCAAGGAGCUCUUCUUCGAGGAGCUGGCUGAAGUGACCGAGUGAGGAUUAACGUAUACGUGUAACGUGCAGGUGUGUAUAGUCGUAUAGAGCCCGUAUCUACUCCCUACGUAUGUACGCUCUACGGUCGUAUUAAGAUGUAACGAAGGUAGUAAUUAAAGACCUUUGCACCUGGCACAAUUACAUGUUCCUGUAGACCUUCUACUGCCAAGUUGUAACCUUCGAUUCGAUCGAAUUGAAGCAGAUUUAUAUGUGCAUCAAUGCA